GAUUAUGACCCUCUUCUACUUUGUUCCCGUGACGACUCUAUAUAAGGUCCUCUGUUUCCUUUGCACACUUCUCAUGAGCAUAAAACAAUUCUUUAUUUCUGGUUCCAAUGCACUAGUUUCCUCCUCAUGGACGAUAACGAGCUUCAUUUGUCACCUCCCACGAUGAUACCUCAAAGAAUGGACUCAGGAGGUCCUUAUCGUCUUCUGCACUGUUCCGGUCUUGGUGACAAAGAGGGAGUGAUGCAAGAGCUUCAGAAAGGAGUGGAACCGAAUCUGGUUGACUAUGAUAAGAGAACAGCUCUUCAUUUAGCUUCUUCUGAAGGUUGUUUGGAGAUUGUUGUUCUACUUCUUGAGAAAGGAGCUGAUGUGAACUCCACAGAUCGCUGGGGUCGAACUGUAAGUUGCGCACUUAUUGAAAUUAAAAUGAAUUACCUUUGCUGCCGGUUUUGGAUUGUUGUUUCGUAUCGUUUUCACUGUACUGUACAUUGUUGGUGA
Capsicum annuum is the source of this 495-nucleotide messenger RNA. RefSeq names its product integrin-linked protein kinase 1-like. Gene Ontology annotation, molecular function: protein binding. The transcript is spliced from 2 exons. The coding region runs from base 127 to 495 and encodes 122 amino acids. Gene Ontology annotation, cellular component: cytoplasm; nucleus. The record is from RefSeq and is a predicted model, not a curated record. Lineage: Eukaryota; Viridiplantae; Streptophyta; Magnoliopsida; Solanales; Solanaceae.